This is a messenger RNA of Guyanagaster necrorhizus, 1125 nucleotides long. RefSeq lists its product as uncharacterized. The record is from RefSeq and is a predicted model, not a curated record. The transcript has 4 exons. Bases 1 to 1041 code for a protein of 346 amino acids. Lineage: Eukaryota; Fungi; Basidiomycota; Agaricomycetes; Agaricales; Physalacriaceae.
AUGGCCACUGCUCUUCCUCCUACUCCACCUUCUCCUGGCGUCGGUCUCCGUCGCAAGGGCCCCAAAAGCCUUCCGAGGCUCCCGCUGUCAGCUUUCACGCCACCAAACUCCGGCACAUCCGACAAGUUUCCUCUGCCUCCCAGUCCAAGUACAGUACAUCCCGAAAGUGUGAUAGAUGCAGCGGUGGCCGUCGCCAAUGGCCUGGCUGAUGUGAGCAAGUGGAGGUUUGAAGCAGGAGAGGUUCUAGGCGGCCGGAUAGUUGGCAUCGUGUUGUCGCUUUCCCCAAGCCAAGCUCAAAACGCCAUCGAGAUCUUUGAAUCUGCCAAAUCAGUUGCAUCCAUCGUCUCUGUCGCCUUUCCUUUUAGCCUAGACUCUGUCGAGCAUUCGCUACCCCAAUCUGCACUACCUGUAUCGCUUCAUACCGUUUUCACUAAGGCUACCAUCAACGGCGUCGAGAGCUUGAGAUGGGCUCUGCAGCAGGGAAAGCCUGUUGAUAUCACCAUAGAGGUGCCUCUCACCGAUGCUCUUUUCGACAACUUGGAGGAUUUGCUCUCCAGGGCGAUCGAUGGCUUAUCCGAGGUACCACCUAUCAUUCUCUCAAACCUACUUCCUCCCCCAGACAAUCUUGACCUUCCAAUCGUCAAAUUGAUGAGCCAUCCUGCCUACAAGGCCUUUCAAGCAAGAAUUGCAGCUUUGUCACUUGUCCCCCAGGUCUUCAUCAAGUACUUGCCUCCAGCCUGGAACUGCCAUAUACCUGCCAUUACCCCGUCUGUUCUGUCGCCACAAGAACCAACUGACUCCCAGAUGAAAAAGGAAUGGAAACGCAGAAUCAAGAUGUAUCUUGGCCCAGUUAUGGAAGCCUUUGGGGAUCAGCGCAUCAUCUUUGGUUCUUCCAUGGUUAGUGUAAAGGGUUUGACCGGUGCUGGGGAUUGGUAUGCAAUUUCCCGCGAGUCGUUGGCCGAGUUGGGUGUUGAGCAAGAAGCGGUCGACGCCGUAUUUUUCGGCACUGCGAAGCAAGUGUAUGGUACUGGUGCUGCUUAGAGGUUCCGUAAGUAAUCUUGCAAAAUGUAUAUCUGGGUGUAAUGCGUAGUACUAGUAACGUACAGACUGUACUCUCUUUUUGAU